CAACCCCACAUCCCACCCCUCCUCCGUUUUCCCUUUCACAACACACCUUCGUCUUCACACCGUCUUUCUCCAUCACUUUUCUCAACUCCUCCACAACCCAUCUCACAUCCACCAUGUCUUUCCACACCUCCUGCCAGGACAUCCACAUCGUCCACGAGGAUGGCAGCACCAUGCUGUGCUGCGUUGCCCGCGACAGACACGGCGAAUUCCACCCCCGCAAGAUUCGUCUCGACCAGCACAUUGGUAACACGGAUGGCUGGUUCAUUUGGGGCGGUGAGAACUUCACCGAAUCCGCGAGCGAUGUCCGCCUCGAAAUGACCGAGUACGGCCCCAAGCUCGUCGCCAACCUACUCACCCGCGAUGGUGGCUCCCGGGGUCUUCAGGGCAUCAUGCUGUCCGACAAAAUCGCCAACGAGGAUGGACGCUUGAGAUUCUUGGGUGCCUGAGUCAUCAUUUGAAGUCACUACAUUUUAGCAUAGGGAUAUGGUGUUCUGUUAUUAUGGUUGAAAAUAGUUCGAGCCGAUCGCAUAGCUUGAAAUCAAUGUACCAACUUUUC
Molecule: messenger RNA, 556 nt
Organism: Aspergillus aculeatinus CBS 121060
Lineage: Eukaryota; Fungi; Ascomycota; Eurotiomycetes; Eurotiales; Aspergillaceae
Product: CVNH domain-containing protein
Exons: 3
Coding region: 114-446 (110 amino acids)
Source: RefSeq, a predicted model, not a curated record